AUGAAAAGAUUUGAAAAGUUAGGGAAGAUUCAACGCCAUCGAAAACGUUUGGUGUUUUUGAUAUUACUUUCUUUAUCUAUUUUCAUAUGUAUGGCUCUCUUCUUACUUAUUUCUGGCAUGGCAUUACAAUACAAUUCAGAAGAAGGCCAAUCACGUAUGGGAAAGGGUUCAGCCGUAUUCGGUAAAAUGGAAGGAAAUGUCUUUUCAUCUCAUAAUCUUCCAUCCGCAUCCAAAUCUGUGGAAGAGGCGACCAUAUUUCUCUCAAUUGCGGCUUUUCGUGAUGUGGAGUGUGUUACCACGGUUGAGAGUGCAUUAACUCGCGCACGGUUUCCACAUCGUGUAUUUAUAGGUAUAAGUGAAGAACGAUAUGAAAAUGAUGAGAGUUGCAUAAAUCUCACCGAUACACUUCAGAGAAUGAAUAUGACUCGCACUCGCACACUGCGUUGGAAAGAUGUAGUGCCUUCGGCCUUUGAAACUGAAAAGAAUGCAGAAAGUAAAUCUAAACCAACACCUUUACUUCAUCCUGGACGAAGUAAUGAUUUGAUAACAUGUUUGCUUAGUCCUCAUGCUGCUAGUAGGACUUUAGAUUCUACGAACACUUCUGUGUUGGAUGGGUGUCAAAUAAUAACAAGAGUGGGAGAACCAGAUGAUGCACGUGGCCCAACAUAUGCUCGAUACAUCACAAGUUUGUUUUUUAAUAAUCAGGAUUAUUAUAUGGUGGUGGAUAGUCAUUCGAGAUUUAUACCAGAUUGGGAUAUAAAGAUGAUUGAACGUGCACGACUUAUGCCUACACGUGGAGUGAUGUCUCAUUACCCAAAUGGAUAUACCCCAGAGAAUCCAGAUAAGGAAAUAACAAAGUUAGAUGUUAUGUCUAUGUGUAAAGGAGUGAUUAUGCCAAAUAAUAUCCCCAAACUCGGAGCACGAUGGAUUCCAAUUCAAUCUAAACCAGUAUUACAAGGCUUUGUGGCGGCUGGAUACAUAUUUGGGGAUUCACAGUUUGUACGAGAUGUACCAUUUGAUCCUUAUCUUCCCUAUUUAUUUGAUGGAGAGGAGAUAUUAUACACCGCUCGACUCUAUACAAGUGGCUGGGAUAGUUAUUGCCCGGGCUCCGCAUUACUUUAUCACAACUAUGAAAGACAUAAGGCCCCACGGUAUUUUGCCGUGAUAGUAAGGGAUGAAGUCCGUGCCCAUCGAUUAUUACAACAACGAACAGCCAUUCGACGUGUUUUGUAUUUACUACGACGAUGUCAACUCAACACAACAAAUCGAAUUGUAACGGAUGAUGAGGCUCAUGUGUUAAAUCCCGCAAUUGGACAAUAUGAAAAGUUUUUUGGAAUGGGGAAGGUGCGGUCUCUCCAUAGUUAUUGGCAUUUUACACAACUCAGUGAUGAGUUUAUAAAGAGCAAAGAUAAUGAGGGACGAUGGAUGGGGGGUGAAGGACUAUGUGAGAUUAAAUAG
This is a messenger RNA of Trypanosoma theileri, 1458 nucleotides long. RefSeq names its product UDP-GlcNAc:polypeptide N-acetylglucosaminyltransferase. Bases 1 to 1458 code for a protein of 485 amino acids. NCBI's taxonomy places the organism in Eukaryota, Euglenozoa, Kinetoplastea, Trypanosomatida, Trypanosomatidae. The transcript has a single exon. The record is from RefSeq and is a predicted model, not a curated record.